AUGGGUGCAACUCAAUACUAUCGCUCUCAGAUAGGCGAGGAGUCUGUGAUCGACUACUCUCACACAGAUCCUCCCUUGAAACUUCUCGCCAAAGAUAUAUACUACUUCUUCAUCUACGUAUGGGCUCUCCCUUGGGUGGUAUGGCCUGUAUAUCCUUGCAAGUCCAAGGAAUUCGACGAGCUGCACCCUUCAUCCCAAAACAUCUUCUGCAUCGUUGUGCACUUUAUCCUCAUCAUCCUGCAACUUGGCUUCGUUCUCGCGUUACCCUUUGCUAUCAUAUUGCCAGUAUGGAUGGCUGGCGCGGGAAUUACUGGCUUCAUGAUCGUGAACUGGCUGCUCUGCAAGCUCCUCAACGGAAAGAAAGAAACCUACAAAUCGGAGGAGAGGUAUGCCAAGGAACUGCCUGAGCACGCUCAUGAGCAGUGGGUUUUCUUGAAUGGUGUUGCUGUCGGAGAACAUUGGAUGCAGUCCAAUCUGAACCGACUGGCAUUGACUUUUGGACGACCCGUCCUAGGUAUUCACAAUCGAACAUCUGGAAUAAUAUUCGACGUCGUGGAAUGUCUCAUCCAAAGGAACUUUGGUUACGCAACUGGAGAUGUCAGAAUUUGCUUUAGACUCCUCAAAGACAUCCUAUACGACCAGAGUAAAUCUAAAGUGGUCUUCAUCUUACACUCCCAAGGAGGGAUCGAGGGCGGACUUGUUCUCGACUGGCUGCUCCAAGAGCUGCCGCAGGAUCUCAUGUCUAAACUAGAGGUUUACACAUUUGGCAACGCGGCCAAUCAUUUCAACAACCCCCACCGUCACAGAUCUUCGGCAACUCUAUCUCGCCUCAACCCUCUUUCUGCCAUGAGCACAUUCUUGACUGAGUCCAGCUUCGAUUCUCCUUCCAGCAGCCCCGUGGAAACAAAGCUUGACUCAAACAACAAGACCCGCAACCCUGUCAGAAAGGAAUCUUCUGGUGUGUCGACACGAUCUGUAUCUGCGGCAAAAGACAGGUGCAUCAAGCACGUUGAGCACUAUGCGAAUGGCACAGAUUUCGUUGCCAUCUGGGGCAUCCUCCACUUUGCCACAAACAGAAUGGAAUCGAGAGAACUCCCACGCUUCCAGGGAAGACUAUUUGCGCGAGCGGACGGUCGCUACGGAGGACAUCAAAUGAACCAACACUACCUCAACGCCAUGUUCCCACUUAAACAAGACGCUGAUACUGGAGAGUAUACUGGUGCCGAUGAAGACAACGAGUUCAUGGAAGAGGAAUUCAAAGUUGGCGAGGAAGGCAGCGCCUCGGCGAACGCAAGAGAAGCAUUCGAGAUAUCAUGGGCUGGAACCCAGGGGUUCGGGACUGGAGAUGCCUCAACUCCGAUUGAAAUCCAUGGAAUCUCUGAGAAACUCAAGAGAGCGACCGAGAACAAUGGAAUUAGAGUGAAGGACGUGAGUCGUCUAUGGAGUUACAGAAACGGCCGAAGUCCUAUUGAGUUGCCUUCAAUGCUGGUAGAUGAGAACGGCGUCGCCAGGACUGCUACUUUAUAA
Fusarium pseudograminearum CS3096 is the source of this 1527-nucleotide messenger RNA. RefSeq lists its product as uncharacterized. The coding region runs from base 1 to 1527 and encodes 508 amino acids. The transcript has 2 exons. The record is from RefSeq and is a predicted model, not a curated record. NCBI's taxonomy places the organism in Eukaryota, Fungi, Ascomycota, Sordariomycetes, Hypocreales, Nectriaceae.